Messenger RNA from Cololabis saira (Pacific saury), 6085 nucleotides. RefSeq names its product 1-phosphatidylinositol 4,5-bisphosphate phosphodiesterase gamma-1-like. The transcript has 33 exons. Bases 635 to 4594 code for a protein of 1319 amino acids. The record is from RefSeq and is a predicted model, not a curated record. Lineage: Eukaryota; Metazoa; Chordata; Actinopteri; Beloniformes; Belonidae. Gene Ontology annotation, biological process: phosphatidylinositol-mediated signaling; positive regulation of epithelial cell migration; phospholipid catabolic process. Gene Ontology annotation, molecular function: calcium ion binding; protein binding; phosphatidylinositol-4,5-bisphosphate phospholipase C activity.
UCCGAGUCUCCUCGUCCCCCCUCAUGUCCCCCCCUCGGGCCGGCUGUCCUGCGCCUCCUUACGUCAUUCGGCGUAUUUAGUCGUGUGCACAGACUUCAUUCUCCCGGAGCCAGGAGGGGACAUCACGCUUACCGCAGACGCGGCAGAGACGCGGCAGAGACGCGGCAGAGACGCGGCAAGACGCGGCAGCGACGCGGCGGAGACGCGGCAAGACGCGGCGGAGACGCGGCAGAGACGCUCCUAGAGAGCCGGACCGUGCAGCUCUCUGCAGCUUUGGACUGGAGACUCGGGGUGGAAACCCGAGUCCAGGGAUGAGAGUUUCGUUCCCCCCCUCCGAGUGGGUUUCUCUGGUUUGCUGCCAGACGCAUCUGGAAGGGAUAACGGGGAGAUCCGCGGCGGCGCGCAGCCGCGUCCACGUCUCAGCUCCAGCAGGAUCCUGAUGUCCGUCAUCCUGCGAUCACACUGAGAUUUAACCAGGUUUAACCAGGUUUAACCAGGUUUAACCGCUGACACCGUUUAAGGCCCGGAUUUUACUGCCAAAGCCCAAAGGUUCUGCACAAGAGCCACCACGGACCAGUAAAUCCUGCAGGUGGCAGCCCGACCUGCAGGAGUUCCUGGGAACUAUGCAGUGAAGAUGUGCGCGGCCAGGUUCAGCGGCUGCGUGAACGGCUGCGUGGAGGACCCGGUCCCGGCCAUGGCCCCGGUCCCGGCCUCCAGGACCCCGGACUGGACCGAGGCCGGGCCGCGCAUCCUGCACAGCCUGGAGAUGGGCACCGUCAUGACCGUCUUCUACCAGAAGAAGUCCCAGCGGCCCGAGAGGAGGACCUUCCAGGUCCGGCAGGACACCCGGCAGGUCGUGUGGAGCCGGAACCCGGACAAGGUGGAGGGAGAGAUCGACAUCCGGGAGAUCCGGGAGCUGCGGUUGGGGAAGGGCUCCCGAGACUUCGAGCGCUACCCGGAGGAGGCCAGGAAAGUGGACUCCGCCCACUGCUUCAUCGUGCUGUACGGCCUGGAGUUCCGCCUCCGGACCCUCAGCGUCGCCGCCUUCAGCGAGGAGGAGGUCAACAUGUGGAUCACGGGACUGGGCUGGCUGCUGAUGGACACCCAGAGGGCGCCGGCUCCGCAGCAGAUAGAAAGGUGGUUGAAGAAACAGUUUGACGUAAUGGACAGGAGCCACGAGGGCAGCAUCACGGUGAAGGAGGUCAAGGCUCUGCUGCCCCAGAUCAACUACCGAGUCCCCAACACACGCUUUCUCAAGGACAAGCUGCAGGAGGUGGAGGCCAGGAGCGAGCUGUCCUACCCCAACUUCGCUCAGCUCUACAGAACGCUCAUGUUCGAUGCCCAGAGGAGUAUAAUUGAACAGCUGGAGCUCUCCUUUCCCCUGCGGAACGUGGACCGGCCGGAGCUGUGUCAGAUCUCCCUCUACGACUUCCAGAAGUUCCUGCAGAUGGACCAGAAGGAGUCCUGGGCGUCGGACCUGAGUCGCGUCAGAGAGUUUCUGGCGGGCUACCUGAAGGGCGGGUCGCAGCCGGAGCCGACGCUGCAGCUGGACGAGUUCCUGACCUUCCUGUUCUCCAGAGAGAACUCGGCGUGUAACCCGCGACCUUCGGCCGUGGUGGUCCCCGAGGACAUGAAGAGGCCGCUGUCUCAGUACUGGAUCUCCUCCUCGCACAACACCUACCUGACAGGUGACCAGUUUUCCAGCGAGUCGUCUCUGGAGGCGUACGCCCGCUGCCUGCGGAUGGGCUGCCGCUGCAUUGAACUGGACUGCUGGGACGGACCCGACGACCUCCCCAUCAUCUACCACGGCCACACUCUGACCUCCAAGAUCAAGUUCCUGGACGUCCUGCACACCAUCAAGGAGCACGCCUUCGUCACCUCUGAGUAUCCCGUCAUCCUGUCCAUCGAGGACCACUGCAGCGUGGUCCAGCAGAGGAACAUGGCCACACACUUCAAGAAGGUGUUUGGAGAUCUGCUGCUCACCAAGCCGGUGGACAGCAACGCCGACGAGCUUCCUUCACCCUUCCAGCUCCGCAGGAAGAUCCUCAUCAAGCACAAGAAGCUGGUGGAGGGAACUCUGUACGAAGAGGUGACGUCAGCCAGCUACUCGGAGAACGACAUCAGCAACUCGCUGAAGAACGGCAUCCUUUACCUGGAAGAUCCCAUCGACCACACCUGGACGCCGCACUACUUCGUCCUGUCCAGUAACAAGAUCUACUACUCGGAGGAGACGUCUCGCUACCAGACGACCGAAGAGGAGGAGGAGGACGAAGGGAAGGAGGAGUGCAACAACAACGAGCAGCACUGCGCGGAGCGCUGGUUCCACGGGAAGCUCGGUGGCGGGCGCGACGGUCGGCAGGUGGCCGAGAAGCUGCUGCAGGAUUACUGCGAGGGCGGAGGCAAGGACGGGACCUUCCUGGUGCGGGAGAGCGAGACCUUCGUGGGGGACUACACCCUCUCCUUCUGGCGCUCUGCCCGGGUCCAGCACUGCAGGAUCCACUCGCGCCAGGAGUCCGGCUCCACCCGCUUCUACCUGACGGACAACCUGGUGUUCGACAGCCUCUACCGCCUCAUCUGCCACUACAGGGACACGCCGCUGCGCUGCAACGAGUUCGAAAUGCGGCUGGGGAACCCGGUGCCGCAGCCCAACGCACACGAGAGCAGAGAGUGGUUCCACUCCAGCCUGUCGCGGGUUCAGGCCGAACACAUGCUGAUGCGCGUGCCGAGAGACGGCGCCUUCCUGGUGCGCAAGCGCAGCGAACACAACUCCUACGCCAUCUCCUUCAGGGCGGAGGGGAAGAUCAAGCACUGUCGUAUCCAGCAGGAGGGCCGUCUCUUCAUGCUGGGAAGCUCGGCAGAGUUCGAGAGUCUGGUGGACCUGGUCAGCUACUACGAGAAACAUCCUCUGUACCGCAAGAUGAGGCUGCGCUACCCCAUCAACGAGGACACCCUGGACCGGAUGGGCACCACGGAGCUCGACUACGGAGCGCUGUACGAGGUCCGAACUCCGCAUUUCUACGUCGAGGCCAAUAAGAUGCCGACGGCGCGGUGUUCGGUCAAAGCGCUGUACGACUACCGAGCGCAGCGGGAGGACGAGCUGUGUUUCCCCAAACAAGCCUUAAUCCACAACGUGGACAAGCAGGAGGGCGGCUGGUGGCGCGGCGACUACGGGGGGAAGAAGCAGCUGUGGUUCCCGGCCAACUACGUGGAGGAGGUGGCCAGCUCGCCCACCAGGGACCUGGACGAGGCGGUGAGUCCGGACCGACACCGAGGAGGACCGUCGACGGAGAACAGUCCUCUGGGAGCUUUCCUCAAAGGCUUCAUCGACGUCCCGUCCUGCCACGUCGUGGUGCACAAGGACGGGAAGAACUCGCGGGCCUUCGUGUUCACCAUCCACUCGCAGCACCUGUCCUCCCACCCGGUGCAGACGCUGGACGUGGCGGCGGACAGCCUGGACGACCUGACCGGCUGGGUCGCCAAGAUCCGGGAGGCGGCGCAGAACGCUGAUGCUCGGAUGCAGGAGGAGAAGCAGAUGGAGAGGAGGAAGAAGAUCGCGGUGGAGCUGUCGGACCUGGUGGUUUACUGCCGGCCGGUCCCGUUCAACGAGGACAAGAUCGGGACGGAGCGCGCCUGUUACCGGGACAUGUCCUCCUUCCCCGAGACCAAGGCGGAGAAGUUUGCGACCCGCGGCCGAGGGAAGCGCUUCCUGCAGUACAACCGGCGGCAGCUGUCCCGGGUCUACCCCCGAGGGCAGAGGCUGGACUCGUCCAACUACGACCCGCUGCCCAUGUGGCUCUGCGGCUCGCAGCUGGUGGCGCUCAACUUCCAGACGCCAGAUAAACCCAUGCAGCUGAACCAGGCUCUCUUCAUGCUCGGCGGCGGCAGCGGCUUCGUGCCGCAGCCCGACAUCACGAGGGACGACGGCUUCGACCCGUUCGACAAGGACACGCUGCGCGUGGAGCCGAUCACCAUCCAGCUGCAGGUGCUGGGAGCUCGCCACCUGCCCAAGAACGGCCGCAGCAUCGUCUGCCCCUUCGUGGAGGUGGAGGUGUGCGGCGCCGACUACGACAGCUGCAGGUGCAGGACGGACGUCGUAGCUGACAACGGCCUGAACCCCGUCUGGGUGCAGAAGCAGUUCGUGUUUGACGUGCACAACCCCACCUUCUCCUUCCUGCGCUUCACCGUCUACGAGGAGGACAUGUUCAGCGACCCCAACUUCCUGGCGCAGGUGACGUACCCGGUGCGGCUGCUGCGCACAGGUUACCGGAGCGUUCCUCUGAAGAACAGCUACAGCGAGGAGCUGGAGCUGGCGGCGCUGCUGGUGCACGUGGAGAUCGUCAACGCCAAGGAGGAAGACGACCAGAACCUGUACACGUCCAUCCAGCGGCUGCGGGACCGGACCAGCGAGCUGUCCACGCAGGUGUCCCUCCUGGAGCGGUCCGGCUCGGCCGACCUGAGCUACCAGCAGAGCCUGGAGGAGCUGCGGGCGGCGCAGAGCCAGCUGAGCGAGCUGGUGGAGGCCCGGAACCGCAGGCUGAUCGAGAAGAAGCGGCGGGAGAAGCUGCGGCAGCAGGUGGCGGCCAAGCGCAGCUAGUCCUCCCGGCCACCAGAGGGCGCUGAGCCUGCAGCGACGUGACCCCGCCCCCUCUCCAGGGACGAGCUCUCUGCCGUUCGUUACUGGAAAAGAGAAGAAAAGAGACGCAACAGCACAAGUUCCUUCUUAGUAAAACGAGCCGGCAGCAGCAGGAACAGACGGAGCAUCUCAAGGACUAACGCCACUAAACUAAGCUAUGAAAACAAUCACAAACUGGAGCCUGAAACACAUCCACAGCAAACAUGCAAGAGGCGUUUCCACGGAAACGGUGCUGACAAACGAUAAGCCGACCGUUCAAAUAUUUCCAGAGAAUUUGGAAGAUGAAAAAAUGAUUGAAAAACAGCAAGUUCUCCACCAGCGUCCGACGCUUGUGAGCUAAACGAAAGAGAGGUCAUUAAAGGGAUGAAUUGAUGAAGGUUUGGUGAGAGAAACUGCACUGGGAGUGAGUCUGGAUCCAGGUCCAGGUCUGGGUCUAGAUCUGGGUGCGGCCUUGAAGAAAACCUUUCAGAUUUGGGGUAAAUCUGGCAUUAACUGCACCCAGGUCUGGGUGCAGAUCCAGGUCUGGGUCUAGAUCUUGUUCCAGGUCUAGAUCUGGGUGCAGCCUUGACGAAAACCCUUCAGAUUAGGGGUAAAUCUAGGGAUUCCCGGUCUUUUAGGUCCCUUUCCAGCCGCUAAUCUCCUGAACUCUGCUCUCGGUGUGUUUCAGACCCCAGAAGGAAACAAAAGGGAAACAAAACUCAGGAUCAAAGUUCUGGACGGACGGCGGGAGCCGACGGCACACGUAGCAAAAAGUGCCUUUGUAGUUGUUCGCUGCGCCGAGUCGGUCGCUUUCUCCACAACCGGAGACGAUGACAGCCGGGGGAUCGGCGUUCCGGGGGAUCGGCGUGCCGGGCGUCUCGGGCCGGAGCCGGUUCCUCCCGACCAGGACCAGCUCUUGUUUGGGGUUCUGCAGAACCUCCUGGUCCCCCUGGGAGAGCACUAAGGGCUCUAACAGUAUCCUCACCCCCUUCAGAGAUGCUCCACCGGGCCGGGAGGCGAGCGCCCCCCUGAUGUCACGGGACCACUCAGAAAUAAAGGGCUAUCUGCCAGAAAAGGGGCGGAGCUCUCCUUGGUUUCACAUCUGGACCCCACGGAUCAGCUGGCAGCAGAUGGAUGGGACCCCAUGGCUUCACCCCCCCCCCUGAUCGUGUAUAUAACUUCUUUUAUUUAUCAGAUGAGACCAUAUUACCAGAAAGCUGACUGUAACUUUAUGUAGAAAUGAAUAUCCUGCUCCUGAAGCGCCCUUUAAAAUGUCCCUGUGGACGUGAACCCUCGUCCCCGCGGCCCGCUGCGCUGCCUCGGGAUUUCUAUGCAAAAGGUCUUGGUCUGGCCUCCAGCCCUGAUGUCGGACCCACGUCGUGUUUCAUCUCUGUUCCUAAGCCAACUGUCUCGUAUUAUUAUUACAAACCUGUACACGUUUCCAGCUAAUAAAGCUCUUUCAUCUCGUCCAAA